AUGGUGGCGUCCACACAUGAUGCCGACAGAGAAAUCCUCCAACGCAAUGAGGAGGUCUGCUCCGGCCGUAUCGUCCCAGAUGUCAUCACCGCCUUGGAUAACCAUGACAUGGCGGUCCUAUGGAUCUCACCAAAUGAGGAGUGGCGGACCAUCAGGAAAGCCCUCAACACUUACCUCAUCCACCAACACAAACUCAACACCCUCCGUGACCUUCGCCAGAACGUUGUCGAGGGCAUGCUGGAGUUCCUCCGGGAAUCCGGGCGGAAGAAGGUGGCCGUGGAUAUAGGAAAGUUGUCAUUCGCAGUGGCGCUCAACCAGAUGUCAAACACAUGCCUUUCACUAAACAUGACCAGCUAUAAGUCAGAUGAUAUCGGUGGGUUCAAGACGGCUGUGAAGACAUUGAUGGAGGUGGACGGGAAGUUUAACAUGGCAGACAUAUUUCCGGUGUUGAAACCGUUGGACCCUCAGAACAUACGGCGGCAGGCGAAGGUUGCUUAUGAUUGGUUCGAUAGAGUGACAACAGGUUUCAUAAGUGAGAGACUAAAGCAUCGAAUGUCGAGCCUUGAGAGGUUUGGUGAUAUGCUGGAUUCACUGUUGGACUACAGUUAA
This is a messenger RNA of Lactuca saligna, 609 nucleotides long. The record is from the annotation of a GenBank genome assembly. Lineage: Eukaryota; Viridiplantae; Streptophyta; Magnoliopsida; Asterales; Asteraceae.